AUGGGAAGAACUGGGAUCGCCAAAGCACCAAAUCUGUUGUUAAGAAGUUGGAAGCAAGUUCAAGGGCGUGGAGGGAUAAGCAGCAAAGCUGCAAAACCAAAUCCGAUGGUCGUCGUCGACUACUCUGAAAAUAUUUCCGACCAUAGAGUAGAGAUCAACUGUGGUGGCGAAGAGGAGUGGGUCCCACACCCACGUACGGGAAUAUUCUUUCCGCCGGGACAAGAAUCAGUGAUGGACGGCGUCCCUGACGGUGCUGCCUCCUUUGACAUGACGUUUUGGCUUAGGAACGUCGACGGUGUCGAUAAACCUGAUCCUGACCAUUAUUUUCCUAAUUGA
This is a messenger RNA of Microthlaspi erraticum, 336 nucleotides long. The record is from the annotation of a GenBank genome assembly. Lineage: Eukaryota; Viridiplantae; Streptophyta; Magnoliopsida; Brassicales; Brassicaceae.